Molecule: messenger RNA, 853 nt
Organism: Cokeromyces recurvatus
Lineage: Eukaryota; Fungi; Mucoromycota; Mucoromycetes; Mucorales; Mucoraceae
Product: PdxT/SNO family
Exons: 2
Coding region: 42-683 (213 amino acids)
Biological process (GO): pyridoxine metabolic process; pyridoxal 5'-phosphate biosynthetic process
Cellular component (GO): glutaminase complex; cytosol
Molecular function (GO): glutaminase activity
Source: RefSeq, a predicted model, not a curated record
UUUUUUUUUUUUCAUUAUUAUUAUUAUCAAGUGUAUAAAAAAUGACUACGGAAUCUCUUACUGUUGGUGUUCUUGCUUUACAAGGUGCUUUCAUAGAACAUAUUCACAUGUUAAAGAGAAUUCCUGAAGUGAAAGAAGUGAUUCCAGUCCGUACUGAAGAACAGUUGAAUUCUGUCGAUUGUCUUAUUAUUCCUGGUGGUGAAUCCACGGCAAUGGCUCUUAUUGCCGAACGUUGUAACAUGUUGGAACCUUUGCGUAAGUUUGUUCAGAAAAAGCCUACUUGGGGCACAUGUGCAGGUAUGAUUAUGUUGGCAAAGGAAGCCACAGGAGCUAAGAAAGGAGGACAGCAACUAUUUAAUGCAUUAGAUGUUGUUGUAAACCGUAAUCAAUUUGGAUCUCAAAAGGAAAGUUUCCAGACUAUGUUACAUUUACCUGAGUUGGUAGGUGAAGAACCCUUUGCUGCUGUAUUUAUUCGUGCCCCUGUUAUCAAGGAGAUCAAGUCACCUAAAGUUAAGAUUGUGGGUCGUUUAGAACAAAAACAUGGCCAAACAGAGGCUGAGACGGCUAUUGCUGUCCUUGAGGAUCAUCUUUUUGCUACUGCUUUCCAUCCUGAAUUAACAAGUGACGAUCGUCUUCAUAGGUUUUUUGUUAAUAUGUCUCUUAAAUACAAACAACAAAAUUAAUGAUUAUAGAAUACAAUAGAAAAAUACCCAUUUUUUAUAAAAUUAAUAUAAUAUGCAUACAUAUACAAAUAAUGUAUAUUUGAUUAUAAUUUUUAACUGGAAUAAAGACAUUUUAUAUAUAUGUAUUUAUAAUAAUUAUUAACAAUAAAAAAAAUAGUUGAAUUAUUUAC